Messenger RNA from Rhinolophus ferrumequinum (greater horseshoe bat), 1541 nucleotides. It is a transcript of the gene WNT8A, whose product is annotated as Wnt family member 8A. Lineage: Eukaryota; Metazoa; Chordata; Mammalia; Chiroptera; Rhinolophidae. Gene Ontology annotation, cellular component: extracellular region. Gene Ontology annotation, molecular function: frizzled binding; cytokine activity. Gene Ontology annotation, biological process: canonical Wnt signaling pathway; neuron differentiation; multicellular organism development. The transcript has 5 exons. The coding region runs from base 241 to 1353 and encodes 370 amino acids. The record is from RefSeq and is a predicted model, not a curated record.
GUCCCUCCUCCCUGGUCCCCCAUUGGGGCAAAGGCUCCUGCAGCUCGGCCAGUGAGGGACAAAUGAGAAGAGCUGUUGAUUUUUCCCCCUUGGCCAUUCAGAAUUUUCCCACAUAAAUACUGAGAAAGACACUGCCCUCUUCUUACUUUUUCUCUGGACUUGUCCCUGGGCUGAAUCGGGUCCCCUAGGGGUGGGCAGUGCCAUGGGGGACCUGUUUAUGCUCAGGGUGACUAUGGGCAUAUGCUAUGCCACCUUCAGUGCCUCUGCCUGGUAAGUCCUUUCCCCCAUCCCGUACUCCCUGCCAAGGAAGCCCCCAUUAUCUCAUCCCUAUUCACCAUUGCCUUACUUUUUCUCUUUUUGGUUAGGUCAGUGAACAAUUUCCUGAUAACAGGUCCCAAGGCCUAUCUGACCUACACCACCAGCGUGGCCCUGGGUGCCCAGAGUGGCAUUGAGGAGUGUAAGUUCCAGUUUGCUUGGGAACGCUGGAACUGCCCUGAAAACGCUCUCCAGCUCUCCACUCACAACAGGCUGAGAAGUGCCACCAGGGAGACUUCCUUCAUUCAUGCCAUCAGCUCCGCUGGGGUCAUGCACACCAUCACCAAGAACUGUAGCAUGGGCGACUUUGAAAACUGUGGCUGUGAUGAGUCAAAAAAUGGAAAAACAGGAGGCCAUGGCUGGAUCUGGGGAGGCUGCAGCGACAAUGUAGAAUUUGGGGAAAAGAUCUCCAAACUCUUUGUGGACAGCCUGGAGAAGGGAAAGGAUGCCAGAGCCCUGAUGAAUCUCCACAACAACAGGGCAGGCAGGCUGGCAGUGAGAGCCACCAUGAAAAGGACCUGCAAAUGCCAUGGCAUCUCCGGGAGCUGCAGCAUCCAGACGUGUUGGCUGCAGCUGGCUGACUUCCGGGAGAUGGGAGACUACCUAAAGGCCAAGUACGACCGGGCACUGAAAAUCGAGUUGGAUAAGCGGCGGCUAAGGGCUGGGAAUAGUGCCGAGGGCCGCCGGGCACCCACUGAGGCCUUUCUUCCUAGUGUAGAGGCUGAGCUGAUCUUUUUAGAGGAAUCGCCAGAUUACUGUACCCGCAAUUCCAGCCUGGGCAUCUAUGGCACCGAGGGUCGGGAGUGCCUGCAGCACAGCCACAACACAUCCAGGUGGGAACGACACAGCUGCUGGCGCCUGUGCACGGACUGUGGCCUGCAGGUGGAAGAGAGGAGAAUGGAAGCCACCAGCAGCUGUAACUGUAAAUUCCAGUGGUGCUGUACAGUCAAGUGUGACCAGUGUCGGCAUGUGGUGAACAAGUACUAUUGCACGCGCUCCCCAGGCAGUCCUUGGUCCAGGGGCAAGGGCAGUACCUGAUAAUGCCUCACGAACUCACUUGCAUGACAAUGGAGGGGGACACAGCUUCUCUCCUGGAGAGAGGAGAUUUGAAAACAAUUGGAAAAUCACAGGGUUGGUCUGUAAUUCUCUUGAUAUCUGCCAUACGUGGGGAAAUUGCGGCCCAAGAUUAUACAGCAUAUUCUUGACAGAGCUGAAAUUGAAACCUG